Numida meleagris (helmeted guineafowl) is the source of this 1926-nucleotide messenger RNA. Its product is annotated as collagen alpha-1(XI) chain-like. Bases 373 to 1494 code for a protein of 373 amino acids. Lineage: Eukaryota; Metazoa; Chordata; Aves; Galliformes; Numididae. The transcript is spliced from 2 exons. The record is from RefSeq and is a predicted model, not a curated record.
GCCGCCGCCACCGCCACCGCCGCCGCUCCCCCCCCGCUUCCGAACGGGGCCGCGGAACGGCGCCGGGAGCGCCGGGAUCCAACGGGACCCGCCGGGACAGCCGGCAUCCAACGGCACAGCCGGGAUCCAACGGGACGGCUGGCACCACUGGGACAAGUGGGAGCCGAUGGGACAACCGGGACACAACGGGACAACGGGACAACUAGGACACAACGGGACAUUUGGGACCCAACAGGACAACUGGGCCCCCAUGGGACAACAAGGACCCAGCGGGACAACCACCACCCCACCCUUCAUCCUGGGGAGCCAAGGCAACCAGGACAACUGGGACCCAACGGGACAACCGGGACCCAAUGGGACAACCGGGACCCAAUGGGACAACUAGGACUCAAUGGGACAACCACCCCCCGCCCUGAGCAACCAGGACAACGGGGACCCAAUGGGACAACUGGGACACAAUGGGACAGUUGGGACCCAACAGGACAACCGGGACCCAAUGGGACAACCAGGACCCGGUGGGACAACCACCACCCCACCCUGGGCAGCCAAGGCAACCAGGACAACCAGGACCCAACAACACAACUGGGACCCAGUGGGAAAACUGAGACCCAACGGGACAAUUGGGACAACCAGGACCUAACAGGGGAAUCAGGACAACCAGCAUCCACUGGGACAACCAGCACCUACCGGGACAACCCAGGAUCAACCAAGACAACCAGCACCUACUGGGACAAGUGCAACUACGACGACCCAAUGGGACAACUGGGACCCAACGGAGCAACCAGCCUCCCUCCAGGGCAGCCAAGACAACCAGGGCAACCAGGACCCAACAGGACAACCGGGACCUUUGGGAUCACUGAGACCCCCAGGAUCAGCACCAGGAUCAGAACCAGGACACUAUCACCCCUGGGAUCACCAGGACCACCAGGAUCAGCACUGGGACCCUUGAGAUCACUGGGAGCCCCAGGAUCAGCACUGGGACCCCUGGGGUCACUGGGACCCAAAGGAUCAGUACUGGGACCCAUGGGAUCAACAAGACCCCUGGGAUCAGCACCAGCACACUGUCACCCUUGGGACAACCAGCAACCCCAUGAUCACCCCCUGGAACAACCAAGACUUUUAGGAUCACCAGAAAUGCCAGGAUCACCUCCCAACCCCAAAACAACUGGCAACCCCCAGGACUACCUCUUGGGAUCAGCGCUGGGAUCACUCACACCCAAGGAUAUGGGACACAAGCACCACUGGGACAACUGGCACCACCAGGACAACCAGCACCCCGGGAUCACUGGGACCCCCGGAAUCACUCUGCAGAAUCACCAGGGAUCGCUCACACCCACGUACACUGGCACCACAGGACACAGCACCCCAGCACACGAACGCCCCUGGAUGGCUAAAAGCUCCUCUUGCCCCUUUCAAAGAUUAUUUUGCCCUGUGGGAGAGCUCUUUGUUUCCUUGGGAAAUUCAGCCUGGGCUGAACUUCCAGCUGCUUUAUAAGCCUCUGGAAAUUGAUUAUUACAAAGGAGAGGCUGCUGUACACACUGUUAUCUCUAGCCCUUGGGCUGAGCAGGCGAUAUUACAGCAACAAAGUGAACCGCUAGGAAUUAACGCCAAGCAAACAGCUUGGACUAAUUAAUUUUCCCAGUGUUUCAGGUGAAAACCCCCAGCCAGGAUGCUGUAACUCGUGGUGGAUGGAGCAGCCCACAGAGCUCCAGCGAGGAGCAUGUGGAAGGAAGAAGAGUUACAGUGAUGGGCUGUGCAUCACAGUGCAGUGGGGAUGUCCCAUGUCCAGAAAGAGACAGAAUCCGGCCCAGCAGGCAGCAUCGCCUCCUGCAUCCGCUCGAACCUGUCCUGCUCAUCUUCCUCCUGCCAGCAGAAAGACAGCCAUGUGAAAACCACACGUUGCAGCUGACUGAUUCCAUUUGUUGC